Messenger RNA from Limanda limanda (common dab), 1008 nucleotides. RefSeq names its product mitochondrial ribosomal protein L57 (gene mrpl57). Gene Ontology annotation, biological process: mitochondrial translation. Gene Ontology annotation, cellular component: mitochondrial ribosome. The coding region runs from base 144 to 455 and encodes 103 amino acids. Lineage: Eukaryota; Metazoa; Chordata; Actinopteri; Pleuronectiformes; Pleuronectidae. The record is from RefSeq and is a predicted model, not a curated record. Gene Ontology annotation, molecular function: structural constituent of ribosome. The transcript is spliced from 2 exons.
UGGUCUCGUAGGUAGCAGCUGCUUGACACAUUUUCCACAGUUUCGUGUCAUUUAAACUGUUCGAAUCUUCUCGUUUCUUCUUCCUGUCGCUUGAAGCGGAUCCGCAUCUGUCGCAGGAAGACGAGGAGAAAUAGCCAGCCAGCAUGUUCCUCACCCUCGCCCUGCUGCGGAAAGGCAUCUCCGGGAAGCAGUGGAUCGGAAAGUACCGGCGGCCGCGGCAGAUCACGUGGCAGAUGAAACGCAACACACUGAAGCGGCUGGAUAUCGAGGCUGAGAACGAGUACUGGAUCAGCCGGCCGUACAUGACUCCAGAGGAGGAGUACGGCCACGCCGCAGAGCGCAGAGCCCAGAACUGGCUCAAGAUCAAGGACGCCAAAUUCGCCAAUUUCCCCGAACACAAGCGCAUAACGGAUCACCUCAGUCAUCUCAAAAUCACCAAGACGUGGUCGAGUUAAUGCAAAACGAUGAAACUACACGUAAAGACUGUCCUUGUAUGACAAUACAACCUGUUAAUGUGUGAGGGGGAGCUCUGCUUGGUUUUCAAUGUGAAGGGGACUCAGAAUGUCGGCUGAACGGCUGCUGUGAAAAAGUGUCAAGACUUUGAUGACCUGUUUUAUCUCCAUUAAACAAAUCUGCAAACAGUUUGUGGUUUUCUGUUGGAAAAAGCUUCUCAAGCUUUUUUCAGAAAAUGAACUCCGAACAUUUUCUGGAAAAUUGGAUCUGGACAUUUUACGUAGUUUGUCGCAGCGGGAGAUCGUUCUGUGCAGACGUAUUCACAACAACGGAAAUAAUGUCUGGAACAUUCAGGCGAAGUUUUGCCCUCAUCGAGUUCACGAGCUGGCAGGAGAAAAACCUUGAAAAUAUCUGCAGCAACUGACUUAGACAAAGUAUUAGCCUCAAUGAUUUACAAAGGGUUAAUCCUACGUUCUACUGUAUUUCACUUAAUUGUGUGUAUUUAAAAGGUUAAGACUGUCAGUAAUAAAAAUAAGAAAUAAAUCUGAGACUUAA